Kuraishia capsulata CBS 1993 is the source of this 1383-nucleotide messenger RNA. RefSeq lists its product as uncharacterized. The coding region runs from base 1 to 1383 and encodes 460 amino acids. Gene Ontology annotation, biological process: Golgi to plasma membrane transport; conjugation with cellular fusion. Gene Ontology annotation, molecular function: protein dimerization activity. The record is from RefSeq and is a predicted model, not a curated record. NCBI's taxonomy places the organism in Eukaryota, Fungi, Ascomycota, Pichiomycetes, Pichiales, Pichiaceae. Gene Ontology annotation, cellular component: exomer complex; trans-Golgi network. The transcript has a single exon.
AUGGUUGAAGUAUCGCUCACUGUGGGAAAGCUGGACGCUUCCUUGGCGCUGCUACUCACCAAGGAUCAUCACUUGAUCGAGUUUCCUACUAUAUUGCUACCAGACGGGAUUUCCGCAGGCUCAAUUGUCAAGAUAAAUUGCGAUCGUGAUAUUGAGCAGGAGAUCAAAGAUAAGGAGAUUUUUGAUUGUAUUCAAGAUGAGAUUUACAACACAUUUGGCAAAAGCCUUCCCCAGGCCCCUCUGCUAAAGGUGAGGAAUGUCACUCAGACCAGUUGUGUUCUUGAGUGGGAGCCUCUAGACAUUGCCACAGCCUCUCUAAAAUCGCUUACUUUGUUCAAAAAUGGGACUCGUCUUGGUCAAAUCCCAAAUCCGCUGGUCAACACCACCACCAAACUGUCGGGAUUGCCGGUUGACACUCCUUAUACCUUCCAGUUGAGAAUGAAGACGUCAGCUGGCGAAUUUAACUCCAAGCCUGUUCAAAUAGUUACCCACAAAAUGACUGAUUUGAGCGGUAUAAGUGUGUGUCUUGGAGAGAUCGACAGGUACGAGGACUUCACAGUGGAGGACAUCAAAGAGUGUCUCGCCAACAUAGCAGCAAAACCAUUGCAAAAACAGGUUGAAGUUGAUACCACCCAUUUCGUUUGUACUAAGGCCAGUGGUCCCCAAUGGGAGAAGGCUGUGUCCAUGAACAUCCCAGUGGUCAGGCCGGAAUGGCUGAAGGCGUGUGAAUUGGAGAGACGUAUCAUCGGCGUGCGGAUGUUCUACCUAGAUGCCGACCCUGCUGUUUUGAAGCAGCGCAAUUACUGGAAGAAAGCUUCUUCUCAACCGGCAACUCCGACCGAUACCGCUCCUCCUCCAUUGGACAAGGAUGUGACUGAGCCAAAGGCUGAGCCAACUGAAGAGCAGGAGGCCGAAGUAGCUGAGCCAGUGGAGGCUCAAACAACCGAAGCAGAAGCCACAGAAGCCACAGACGAGACAGAGGCCCCUACUGUGCCUGCUCUGAACGAGCCAAUUGACCCAAAGGAGUUUGAUGACAGUCCCACUGCAACCACUUUGAACUCGGAGGAGGCAGCUCAGGCCGAGCCUGUUGAGGUAACGGACGAAGUUGUGGAUGAUUCCGAAGUUGAUGCCGACGCCCAGGCAGCGGAGCCCGAAAUCGUUAUCUCUGCUCCCGAGGAAGCUGUUAGGGAGGAACCAAUAGAAGCAGAGACUGAGGUUGAGACUGAAGUUGAAAUUGCCAAACCUGUUUCUGCGGUGAUUGCUCCCGCGGAAGAAGUCGAGGUUGAGGCUGAGGCUGAGACUGAAACUAAUGAACUAGCUGAAGUGGACGCUGUUGAAACACCCGAAACCGAGGUAGAGGCUUCAGAGGAAAAGGAGGAAUGA